This is a messenger RNA of Dalotia coriaria, 2825 nucleotides long. RefSeq names its product SAFB-like transcription modulator. The record is from RefSeq and is a predicted model, not a curated record. Gene Ontology annotation, biological process: regulation of mRNA processing; regulation of transcription by RNA polymerase II. Bases 174 to 2582 code for a protein of 802 amino acids. Gene Ontology annotation, cellular component: nucleus. Gene Ontology annotation, molecular function: RNA binding; sequence-specific DNA binding. The transcript is spliced from 9 exons. NCBI's taxonomy places the organism in Eukaryota, Metazoa, Arthropoda, Insecta, Coleoptera, Staphylinidae.
CGCGUCGUUGAUCUGAAGGCCGAGCUUGAGAAACGUGGCUUGGAUAAGAGCGGCGUUAAGCAAGUGCUUCUAGAACGCCUCCAAAAGGCUAUUCAAGAAACGGAAAGUGAAGCUGAUGGAAGAAAACUCCUAUAGAAGAGGUGAAUGAACAAUCGCCAAAUGGUGCAGAAAAGAUGCAAACAGACAUGAAUACCGAUGAUUUGGAGCUAGAUUCGGCUGAAGAGACUGUUGAGAAGAAGAAAAUCAAAGAGGAGUCAAUCAUUGAUGAUAAAUCUGCAGUCAAAGAUAACGCGACGAAAGAAGAAGACUCACGGGACGCGGACGUGAAGCAACCGGACGACGCCAGCGGUGCUAAUGGAAAUGGUGAGACCGAUGGUGAUGUCGACCUGGCUGUAAAGGAAGAGUUGGACAAGUCGCUGGAGUUGUCUCUGCACGACGAUCCGACUGGGGCGAAACAAGAGGACGUCAAACCCGAGGAAGACGAGGAGGACAUCGAUGGCGAUGAAGAAAUUAAACCGGAUGGGGAUGCUGUAAAGGACAAGGAGGUGAAUGGUCAAGAUGAGCAGACUACUACGAAUGGCGAUGAGAAGAAAUCAACAACCAGUACCACAGCAUCAACAGCUGGAGUAAAAAAGGAUCCGGAGCAAGCUGAUAAAAGCAACAGCACGUCGCCGAGCAAGAUCAAGGAGCGUCUCGUGAACGAUCAGAAUCGCAACCUGUGGAUAACGAACAUCUCGCAGACGACGCGCGCGACCGAAUUGAAGCAGGCGCUCUCCGAACACGGCAAGGUUGUCGGCGCCAAGGUGGUGAUCAACGCGCGGCAUCCGGCUGCCUGCUGCUACGGCUACGUGCGCAUGGAGACCGUCGCCGACGCCGACAAUUGCAUCGCCAAAUUGAACAACACCGAGCUCAACGGGCAGAUAAUACGCAUUGAAAAGGUAAGGCCGGAUCACCUCAAUCCGAACUCCAAGGCGAAGCCGGACACGCCCACGAAGGAGAAACCCUCGCAGAAGACGCCCGUACGUGCCCCGACGCCCACGAAAGAGGAGGCUAAAAAGGAGCGCAAACCAGUGGAGGCCCCCUCGAAAGACGACCGGAAGGAUAAAUCCAGGACCGAGGAUCGGAAAUCUACCAGUAGUGCUGCUUCCACAACCAAAACAACCGAUAAAGACAAGGAAAAGGAAAAAGAUAAAGAUAAUAAAGAAUCUUCGAAGGAACGUAGUCGGGAUAAAGAACGCCGUCGUACAAAGAGCAACAGUAAGGAUCGUAUUCGAAAACGUUCUUUAUCCUCUGGUAAACCAGAUCACCGCCCACCGCCGAGACAUUUCAACGCUCCGCCUCGAAGAGAAGUACCAGCCGUACGUAAAGAGAAAGAUAUUCUCACAUUCGAUAAGAUAAAAACCGAACGAGAACGUGAAAGGUUGCGCGAACGCGAAAGAGAGAUGCGCAUGCGUAGACGUGAAGAGUCUGAGCGUGUGAAAGAGAUUGAAAGGCGGCAGCGAUCCGAAGAGGCGCGCCUGGAACGCGAAAGACAAAAGAUCAAAGAGGAACGCGAGAGGUUAGAACGUGAGAGGGCGGAGUUGCUCGCACUCGAACGUGAUCGUCAGAAACGCGAACGGGAGAAGAUUGAAUUGGAGCGUUUGGAGCUGCAACGCGCAAAGCUCCGUAUUCAGGAGGAGGAGCGUCGCGCUGUGAAGCGGCCUGCGCCGACUGGUUUCCGCGAUCGGGAGGAGCGGUCGUAUGAGGAACGCAAACGCCCGGUGGCGGAGAGGCAUUUUGACGAGGCGCCGCCUCCGCCUCGGUUUGAUGGACCCUCAAGCAUUAAAACACGCGAGACUUCGCCACCGAUGAAGAAAUUCUCGUCGACAUCGACCAGUAAGGACUACAAACGUCUCAGCUAUGAAAAGCGUGAUUCUUACCCGCCUAAAAGGGAUUACGAUGAAAGGACACACUCGUCUACGAUGUCGAGGAGUUCGGGAAGUGCUCCAGUCCCGAAAUACGAGAGUAGUUCAAGUUACACUCGUGAUAGAGACAUGAGGACCAGCUCAGAUCCGAGAGGCUCCGGCGUGCGUAGCUCGAACUCAACGGGGAUGAGUGUUUCGUCAUCCAAAUACAACACAUCCGAUAGUAAAGUUCGAUAUAGCGAGCGUGAACGUGACAGAAGUCCGCAUUUCAACAGUAGGUCUAUCCGGGAUGACAGGGAGCGACGUCCAGUGUCUGAUGGUAACAAAUCCGACAUCAGGAGUUCUCGAGAACAUAGAUAUCCCGACCCUAAAGUUGAUUCAGUACGCUAUGAUCGUACAUCUUCGUCGUCAAAUACAAGUUGGACACAGCAUAAAACAUUUAAUCCAACGAAUAGCUCUACAAGUAAGCCGUGGAGUAAAGAAACAUGGAGAUCUUCGGAUGGUACGCCCAGUACGGGCGAUAGAUGGAGCACGAACACGUCGAGGCCUGGUAUUCCAUUCUCGAGCAAUCCUAGUAUGAGUUUAGGUCCGUCCUGCCCGCCGCCGCCUGGUAUCAACACGUAUGUCAACGAUCGGUUUGAUUACAAAUCAAACAUGAGCAACAUGCGCAAAUAUUAAGCUGUAAACAAUUUCUUUCGUUGUUAUCGUAUGUUUAUGACGAUAUUGAUUAAUUGUAAUCAUUUAACGUUCCCGGUAGACACACCAAUGUGUUACUUUUCAUUUACUGACGAAUUUUUUAUCAUGGCGAAUGGAGGUUCAAUGUAGAGGUAUUAAUGUUCAGAGUUUAGUUCUUUUCUAAGUUGACCAAAGUUUGAUUUGUGUAACUGUGUCAUUUACAUGUUUAUUAAAGUAAUAACUGUA